GCGCGGGCGGUGCAGGUGCCGGGCCGGGAGCGAGCGGCGGCGGCGGCGGCGGCGGCGGUGGCGGCACCACCAUGGGCCGGGCCCGGCGCUUCCAGUGGCCGCUGCUGCUGCUGUGGGCGGCCGCGGCGGGGCCAGGGACAGGGCAGGAAGUGCAGACUGAGAACGUGACCGUGGCCGAGGGAGGUGUGGCCGAGAUCACCUGCCGCCUGCACCAGUAUGACGGGUCCAUCGUGGUCAUCCAGAACCCUGUCCGGCAGACAUUGUUCUUCAACGGCACCCGGGCCCUGAAGGACGAGCGCUUCCAGCUCGAGGAGUUCUCCCCGAGAAGGGUGCGGAUCCGGCUGUCAGAUGCCCGCCUGGAGGACGAGGGGGGCUACUUCUGCCAGCUGUACACGGAGGACACCCACCACCAGAUCGCCACGCUCACCGUGCUAGUGGCGCCCGAGAACCCAGUGGUGGAGGUGCGCGAGCAGGCGGUGGAGGGCGGCGAGGUGGAGCUCAGUUGCCUGGUGCCGCGUUCGCGCCCCGCAGCCGUUCUGCGUUGGUACCGCGAUCGCAAGGAGCUCAAAGGAGUGAGCAGUGGCCAGGAGAACGGCAAGGUGUGGAGCGUGGCAAGCACGGUACGCUUUCGCGUGGACCGCAAGGACGACGGCGGCAUCGUCAUCUGCGAGGCGCAGAACCAGGCGCUGCCCGCGGGCCACAGCAAGCAGACGCAGUACGUGCUGGACGUGCAGUACUCCCCCACAGCCCGGAUCCAUGCCUCCCAGGCCGUGGUGAGGGAGGGAGACACGCUGGUGCUGACCUGCGCGGUCACGGGGAACCCCAGGCCCAACCAGAUCCGCUGGAACCGCGGCAAUGAGUCGUUGCCAGAGAGGGCGGAGGCGGUGGGGGAGACGCUCACCUUGCCGGGCCUGGUGUCAGCGGACAACGGCACCUACACCUGCGAGGCGUCCAACAAGCACGGUCACGCGAGGGCGCUCUACGUGCUGGUGGUCUACGACCCCGGUGCGGUGGUUGAGGCUCAGACGUCGGUUCCGUACGCCAUCGUGGGGGGCAUCCUGGCCCUCCUUGUGUUCCUCAUCAUAUGUGUGCUAGUGGGUAUGGUCUGGUGCUCUGUACGACAGAAAGGCUCCUAUCUGACCCAUGAGGCCAGUGGCUUGGACGAGCAGGGAGAAGCCCGGGAAGCCUUCCUCAACGGCAGCGACGGACACAAGAGGAAAGAAGAAUUCUUCAUCUGAUCCCACCCUCACCCCGGGCCUGGGCCUGGGCUGGGGUCCCCCCUCUACCCCCCGCCCCACUGCCAGCUGCAAGGAGCCAGCAAAGACAUUUACCAGAGCCGGGGCUGGUGGGCUUCUCCCCCCACCACUAACAUGUCGGAUGCUUGGGCAGGGAUGGGGCGGGGGGCUGGAUGCCUGGAUCCCCGCAGGGGCCAGGAGCGAGGACUCAGAUGUUCGGUGCUCCAGAGGCCAAGGACCUAAGGUCCAGACACCCCCCCCCCAACACACACACACAAACACACACACCCCUGAGUCCAGGGAGGGCAGUAGGGAUUGGGGAUUGGGUAGGGGGCUGAGGAUUGGGGGCAGGCCAGGGCCCCGGGGCAACCGAGCCAGGUCUUAUGGGAGGGGGUCAGAUUCUGGGGAAAGUGGGUGGGCAGGGAAGGGGAACGCAGGUUUCUUUGGGGGGUCUCAGACCCCAUGCCAGCCAUUGUGAGAGUUCGUAGAGCUCUGGGCACCUCUUUGCAAAGCCAUGUUUGCACGGUCGGGAGAAGGGUGGGGGGGCGGGCGUGAAGCAGGGAUUCCGUGUCUUCGUGUCAUAGCUGAUGGGGCAGUGGGGGAGAAACCCCCUCCCCAGGUUUCUGGGUCCCCCUUCCCUCUGCCUCCCCCAUCAUGUCUAUCCCACCCCCAUGUGUCUCUGUCUACCCACUCCUGGGGGGCCUUCCCCAUCUCUCCUCCAGGCCCCCCGGGGAGGGGGAAAGGAGUUUGGGGGGAGGGGAAUAUGUGGUCUCUAUGGUUUUAUAUAUAAUAUAUUAAAAAAUCAAAAAUCUGUAUGAAAAUAUCAGAUUGCACCCCCUCCCCCUAUUCCUGGCUAUGGCCCCCUUUUUCUUGUUAAAAAAAAAUAAAAA
Molecule: messenger RNA, 2125 nt
Organism: Ochotona princeps (American pika)
Lineage: Eukaryota; Metazoa; Chordata; Mammalia; Lagomorpha; Ochotonidae
Gene: CADM4
Product: cell adhesion molecule 4
Exons: 9
Coding region: 72-1238 (388 amino acids)
Biological process (GO): regulation of Rac protein signal transduction; negative regulation of peptidyl-tyrosine phosphorylation; regulation of wound healing
Cellular component (GO): cell-cell contact zone
Molecular function (GO): vascular endothelial growth factor receptor 2 binding
Source: RefSeq, a predicted model, not a curated record